Molecule: messenger RNA, 1455 nt
Organism: Galdieria sulphuraria
Lineage: Eukaryota; Rhodophyta; Bangiophyceae; Galdieriales; Galdieriaceae
Product: SWIM zinc finger family protein / mitogen-activated protein kinase kinase kinase (MAPKKK)-related protein
Exons: 2
Coding region: 120-992 (290 amino acids)
Molecular function (GO): zinc ion binding; ubiquitin protein ligase activity
Source: RefSeq, a predicted model, not a curated record
UCAUACAGCUGAACAUUGCAAACCAAACAAACUGCCUUGCUUCAUUCAGCUUAUAUCUUCGCCACAAGUAUGUUGACAUAUUAUGGUUUUAGUUGUUUCCCAUUCACUCAAGCCAUUGUAUGAUUCGUCCAAGACUCGAACGUGCCAAGAAGCAGAGGCUUUAUUUGUUGGCAGUAACUAAUAGUGAAGUAGGAAGUCCUAGUUUUGCUAUACUAGGUUCAACAGGGAAUGUUUAUACAGUUUGGUUUCAAAGUGGCUGUCCAAAAUGUAACUGUAUAGACCAUAGAGUGAGGAAGACUUUGUGUAAACACGUUAUCUUUGUAUUGUUGCGAAUCCUUAAGGUUCCUGAGGAACAAAUUGAAAAGUUCUGUAGUAGUUGUGGAAGCGAGUCAGAGUUACAACGCUAUCUCAGAAACGUUACUCUCCUCGUUGAUACACAAUAUAUUGCUCCACAAAAUACUGUGGAAGACUUCAAGUCGAUUGUUGGUGACCUUGAUGGCUCUUUUUCGUCGCUAAGGAAGCCUCCAGUUCCUCGAAGAGAGGAGAACACGGAGUGUCCUAUAUGUUUUGAAAACUUUUCAACAGAAGAAGGUGCGGAACCCAUUCUUUAUUGUAAAUGGGGUUGUGGCAAUGCAGUACAUAAAGAUUGCUUUGACAAAUGGUCCUGUUCAAAGGUUGAAGCUGGCCAGGAAGUGACUUGUGUAUAUUGUCGAACACCGUGGGAGAAAACUGAAGGUUCGAAAAAAGAAACGAGGCAGAUUCUUUCCGGAAGAAGACUUAUCAAACUGCGAAAUCCGUAUGAGAGGGAAAACAUCCUGAUACAGAGAACACUUUCUUCGAAGCUCUCUAGGAAGAAGGGUCGGAAGGGACCCUCAAAGGUUCAAAGGACGAAGAAAACCAGCAAAGGCUGCGCAGAAGUCUCAGAAAUAAAAAAGCCAAAUCUGUCGAAAUCUAGCACUAAAAAAGGGGUCAGGAAAGGUUCUCGAUGUUAAGUUGAAUUUUAAUAGUGGAAGCAAACCGGGUCCACGAGUAGUUCGGUCACUUGAAUAUGGCAGUUGCUAGAUGUGAAUGGAAUAGGGAUGAAGAAUAUGUGGAUAGUGUUCAAUGCUGUGAACUUUGGUAUAUAUUUGUAUAGUGUUAUUCUAUUGGUAUAAUUCUACUUCAUCCGUGCUCCCCACAAAUGAUUACGGUUGUCAGAUGGAGAACUAUCCUAAUUUACUGCCUGAAAGUUGCCAUUUUCCAUAAUGCAUUGAGUUUCAUCAGCAGACAGAGUUCUGUAGCAUGGUAUUAGCCACUUUGUGCUAGUUUAGCUUUAUUGUUAUUAAAGUUUCUGAAAUCAUGUUGAAUAAACCACUUAUCGAAAUUUGUUACGCUCUUCAUGCUUUUGACUACUUGAAAUGGCUGAUAGUUCAAAUUCUUUCAAAGUCAAGUCCUGAGGACUAGUUGCUACAAAAA